GGGAGAAAUAGAGGAGAAAGGGCUGGAUGGGAGAGAUAGACAGUGGGAGGGAUACAGGCGGCUGAUAAAGAAACGCACUGAGCUCAAGAGUGGGAGAGCGGAGGCUCUGCACACGGGAAUAAAAGGUCUGGAUAUAAAUGCUCCAUCCACUGACGGGAGAAUUAUAGCUGAAGACGGAGACAGAGGGGGAAAACGCGGAGACGAUGGAUGUACAAAUGGAGAACACGGAACCCCCGCCUGGUGAAUCACAGCCAAGUGGGAAAAUCAGAAAAGGAUUCAAGCUGUUCGGCAAACGCAAGCCAGGUAACAUCUUUUCUAUUCGAAGCAAAGGAGAUGGAAACAACAAGUCGCCUGUUAUCAGGAGCAGGACCAUGGAUGGAUUAUCGGACACUCCUGCACAAGAUUCGGAGCAGGAGCCAGACAAGGAGAAGGAGCAGGAGGUGAGUCAAGGAGAGAGCGAGCAGGCUGAGGAGGAGCCACUUAGCGAUGAUGGCGUUCUGGCUGCCGCUCCCGCUCGCACCUCCAUUUCCUCUGCCAGCUCGGCCAAGUCUCUCAGCUUCCUGUCGCUACUGAGAGGCGGCCGAAGAGGAGUGGGUGAUCGCAGAGUCCAGACCGUCUCGCAGCCCGUGGGGCGACAGCGCCGUGGGCUCAAGGGUCUUUUUGGCAGUGUUAAGUUUCGAUCGAAAGACAAAGACGACAGGAAGGAAGCUCCUCCGAGCCCACUUCUCAUGUCCUCACGUGCCAACAGCGUGGAAAUCAUCAAGGAGGACCUCACCCUCACACCCAAAUCCCAGCCUCGCUCUCUGGACAGUCCAGACACAGAGACCUGUGAACCUUUCAGGAGCUUAACGGCUCAAGACAGUGCAGCCACGUCCCCGUCAAAGACUCCAGUGACGCCAGGCGAUGUGAGUAAAACUACUGAGCACGUAACACCUCUGUCCACACCUGAACCUCCGUUGGUACCCGGCGAUACAAGCCUGAGCUCCUUGCUCGCAGACAUCUCCUCUCUCCUGACCUUUGACUCAAUAACCGGGGGAGACAUCAUGGCCGAUGUGGAAGCAGAGUGGGGGAAAGCCAGCAGCGCCGCCAGCGCCGCAGUGACUGAAGUCACGCCGACAUUUACGUCUGUCUUCUCCAAACCCACCGUUCCCCCACAGCUGACUUCCACGUUUGUCAGCACGGCUGUUCCUGUGAAACCCUCGCCUGUAGCCAUCCCCACAGCGGCUUCACCCAAACCCCUCACGCCUCCGAUGAAGACAACUUCCGUCUCGUCUCCCAUUUCCAAGCCGAGCUCCAUCAUCACAACUUUCACCAAAUCUUCCACUUUGACCACUCAGUCUGUCAAGCUGAGUUCGGACUCUACUCCAACCUCUGAGCUGACUGCCAACAUCAAAAUAUCAUCAACUCCUGCGCCUGCUGCAAUCAAACCCUCAAAUGCGCCUGCAACAUUAACAGGCUUUUCAUCUCCUUUAACUUCUUCAUCGACGGCGAUUAAAUCUGUACAGAGCACCACCUCAACAGUUGCCCCAGGUCCUUCGACAACCCCAUCUACUGUAGCCAAGGCUCCCUUAGUCAGCCCAGUUCUCACUGCCACCGCUGCCAAACUGGCUUCAGAGACUGCAGUACCUCCAAAAAUGAAUGCUUCCGUAAGUACACCCAGUUCUGUAGCCACUUCAUCCUCUCCAUCAGAUAAACCUGCACCUGUCACCCGCAGCCCUCCCAUCUCUGUCGCCCCUACACAACCACCACCUGAUAAACUGGAUUUGGCAAGCAGUUUGAACCUGCAAACAUCCACCUCUGACAAAUCCAGAGGUGUAGCUGGAGGAGAUUCUAAAGCGGUGAUCGUAACAUCAGCCUGUUCAGUUACAACCAAACCGUCCUCUCCUGCAUUGGCUUCUGUCUCUAAGACGACAACACUUAGCACGUCAGCUGCAGUCUCCAGCUCGGUGUCUGCAACCACAUCCAAGCCGAUGCCAACUUCUUCCCCAAUGGAUCUAAGCAAAACCCGUUCCUCACAUGUUCCGGAGGUUUCUCCCUCCUCUACUGUGCCUGUCAUACCUAAAACUCUUCCGGGCCCUGCAUCUUUUCCAAUAUCAUCUGCAGUUUCUUUAGAUAAGGCCUCUCUCACAACUAAACCCACCUCUGUGCCGUCUUCUUCUGAUAAGAUCCCCCCUACCCCUGAGCCAAUUUCAGCCCCCGCCACUCGAGUUGCCGUUUCCUCAGCUUCACCGACACCUGCUGCUCUUAGUCAGGUCCCAGUAGCUCAAUCUAAAUCCCCUGCUGUGUCCACUCCUAUCCCCGUCUCUGUAUGUAAAGAUCUGCCUGCUUCUGCUCCAAUGCAAGACACUCAACCUAAAACCUCUCCCUCCCCGGCCCAAGUCCCAGUUUCUGUAACUAAAGAUUCAACUGCUCCUGUUCAAAUGCAAGUUUCUCAGUCUAAACCGCCCCAUUCCCCAGUACAGAUCCCUGUUUCUGUUCUGAAAGCUCAUCCUUUCACUGCUGUUACCCCAGCUCCAGUAGCUACAGACGCUCCUGCUUCCGCUUCUGUGCCAAUUCCAGUAUCUAAAGACAUUCCUGCCCCUGCUCAGAUCCCAGCUUCUCAAUCUAAAGCACCUUCUGCACUUGUCACCAUGCCUUGCCCAGUCACUUCUCCUCUUUCUACCCCUGCGCCCGGACCGGCUCCUCCCAACAGCACGGGUGCACAUGGAGUCCAAUCACCUCCGUUCAAAACAGAAGAACAGCCUAACGAGACACAAAGGAACCUCCAGGGGCCAUCCAAAGAAAAGAAGACUGCACAACCAAGGCCGUCGGGGCUGAGCAAGAUACCUGUUGUUGGGGGAAGUAGAGUGGGCAAGCUGCCUGUACGGGACAGCCAGCAUGCUGACGAAGAGCCCAUCAGGGACCCGCCAACUCCUGUGCUGGAGGAGGAGAAGCCCGAUUUCAACUCACAUGAUGCAGGGAGCAAAGAGAAGCAUAGUGCUGUUGAAGCAAAAUCGCCUCCAUCAAAACACAGCCCGGAGGAGAGUCCGCAACAACCGAAAGUCUCCACCGCUUCAGGACGUGACUCAAAGAUCCCUGUGAAACACGGCGCACAGUCUCAUACAGCCUCCCAAAUUCCUCAGUCGAAGGAGCCCCCUCGUACCAAGAUCCCAGUGUCCAAGGUUCCUGUCCGCAGGGCUGGUAAUAAACCUGCAUCUACAGGCAGUUCUCAGAUAAGAAAAUAAUUGGACUGAAUCAAUCAAUUCCACGGAUAAAGAGUCAGACUGCAGCUUUUUUUUCCCCUUCUAUACUGCAAUUUUACAGCUCACGUUUCUAUACAGCAACUCUUGGCUUGUUUAUCUCUCAUCUCUUGGCUUCACUACCAUGUAGGCGACAGUAACAGAGUCGAGGAGGCUGUCAGCACUCAAGCACAAAACAUCCCUGGGGGAGCCACAGUAACAACUCGGGCUCUCUGGUGCUCGGCUAACUGGAUGUGUUCUCAGGAAAGGUUCGGGGCCACACCUGAACACACAGCAGCAUCAGUGACUGAGGAUAAGCAAGA
This is a messenger RNA of Salarias fasciatus (jewelled blenny), 3541 nucleotides long. RefSeq names its product mucin-5AC-like. Bases 204 to 3224 code for a protein of 1006 amino acids. Lineage: Eukaryota; Metazoa; Chordata; Actinopteri; Blenniiformes; Blenniidae. Gene Ontology annotation, molecular function: beta-catenin binding; phosphatidylinositol-4,5-bisphosphate binding. The record is from RefSeq and is a predicted model, not a curated record. Gene Ontology annotation, cellular component: plasma membrane. Gene Ontology annotation, biological process: regulation of canonical Wnt signaling pathway. The transcript has a single exon.